UCUGAACCUCUCACGAAAAAAAUAAUUAACAAUUAUUCUGUAUAUAUUAAAUAUACGUUAUUACAACAACAGGGCAGACUUUAACAGUUUCGAACGACGAUGGCUUCCAUAAACUUCUAUCUCCGAUACUUUGCUAUCUUUUUAUUUGUAUCAAAGCUGUCAUAUGGUUAUCAGUCGUUGCAACGUGUAAUAGAACGAUUAGAUGAUGUGGAAGAAGAGUUGAAGGAAACCAGUCAAGAUCUUCAAGAUCUCAAAGAGGAUUUGAGACGAGAGAGAAGAUACAGACGGGAGGACGUUAAAGAAAUAUUCGAAGUGCUAAAGAAAUUACAGGAAGCAAAUACUACAGGUUCUGUUAAAGAUAUACAAGGACAUGAAGAUGUAAACACAUGCUCAACGUGUAUUGAACAUGAAUCACUAUCAAAAGACAACCUCUUAGUGGUACUGUUAAAUGCGUUCAAGCGGGAAAAACAAAUCAAUGGACAUUUGCAGAACAAACUUUUAAACCUUCAAAACAACCUUAAAGAGACAAUUGCAUUUUUUUCAGAGGAAACUGUAAACAUCAUUGCGGAAGAAAAAUGUUCUCUUCAUACAUUCAGAGAUCGAUUGAACGACAAUGUUACAGUGAUGGUACGUGGUAUUGAAGAAAGACUUAUGUCACAACUAGACCAAGAGAAGACGUCAAUAUGGACAACGAUUUCUGAAGUUAAUGCCGACUUAACGGCAAUAAAUGAUUCAUGCUAUAGUGAAAAUUGGCGAUGCUUUGAAGACAUUUCCAAUCAGACAAAGGGACUAGAUACUUUGCGAGCAAACCGGUUUGAUCAGAUGAAUGGCCGUUCAAAGGCUAUCCCCAAACCUACAUCAUGUGAUCAAGUGAUGUCAAACAAAGGCCAAGUACAUGAUAUUUACUUGCAAGAAAUCAAUCAAACGGUUCCAGUUUUCUGUGACGUGGAUAUAGACGGCGGUGGAUGGAUUGUAUUUCAGAGAAGGAAAUACGGUUCAGAAGAUUUCGACCGUGCAUGGGAAGAUUACAAACUUGGAUUUGGGCACCUGAAGAAUGACUUCUGGUGGGGCAAUGAAAAACUGCAUCUUAUGACAAGGGGAAAGCCAAGGGAGCUCCGCAUUGAUUUGGAGGAUUUCGAUGGAAACGAAGCCUUCGCAAAAUAUUCUUCAUUUCGAAUUCUUUCCGAGGAACAUAACUAUAAGCUUGAAGUGUGUGGAUAUAGCGGCUCGGCAGGCGAUGCGUUGGACUACGAUGGAGAUGAUACAUGGAUUCAUAAUGGACAGGAGUUUUCUACACGUGACAAAGAUAAUGAUAAAGCAUCGGGCUCUUGUGCGAACAUUUAUGAAGGUGGAUGGUGGUUCAAUGAGUGUUUUGGUGCUUUUUUAAAUGGAAAAUAUUUUAUAAAUGGACAGAGACAGGGCAGAGACAGGUGGCAAGGUAUUCUCUGGCAUCCAUUCAGCAUAAAGUCGUCCCUGAAGUUUGCUGAAAUGAAGAUCCGAUGAAAGGAGCGACACAGUCCAACGAACUUAAAAUAAUUACAUGGUUAAUUUAACUGUUCAGUCGAGCCCCGUUGGCUCGAACUCGCUUGGUUCGAUAUCUCUGUUGGUUAAAACUGGAUGUUAAGAACCGAUUUUCUUCUUCUACGGAAUAUAACUCAGUUUCAAUUUAUCUUCGGUGAUUGUAUUCAUCUUGGUCUACGGGUGACUUCCGCAGUUUAUUUGUGACACCUUAAUCAGAGGGAUAAAAGAGACUAACUUCAAAGUGAAUGCAAAUGUCUAGCAGAAAAGUGAAAUAGAAUGCUUUACAUAAGUUUCUUUCGGUCCGUUUUUUAGUUAUUCCUAAAACGUGGCCAAAUUAUGGCACAACCGUGGCCGAUCUCCGAAACGACCCCACCAUCGUGGCUAUACAGAGAUUAUAACAUACCACAAAUCCCAAUCCUUAUGAAUAGAUUGAGUAUUUUGGAUUGAAGCUGAAUUAAUACAUUGAUUAGUAUAUUUAUUUUAAGGUACCUCUUAAAACAAAUAAAUGUACCGCAAAUAAACAGACUUUCCCAAAUAUACAGCAUUUUAAAACUGAAUGUUCUCAAUUUUGAUUUCACGUUUAGUCCUGAACUUAAACAUCACUGGGUGUAAGUAGAGGGGCCGGGCCUCUCCCCUAACAGCGGAUUGGCUGCAUUUUAGUUAUUAAUCAUUGUUUAAAAAAAAUAAUACCUCUCUUGAAAGAUGACCAUGACUGUAGCCAAUUUGCGACUCUAAUCUUUGAUCUCAAAUCUAUAGAGAUCUACAGGUCAUGACCAACCUUCCCACCAAGUUUGAAGACAUCAGGUCCAAGCGUACUCUUUAUCUUGGUCGGACUAGGUUUUUGUGUUCAAGGUCACUGUGACUUUGACAUGCUGGUCUCCAUAUCAUUAUGGGUCACCUGCAGGUUAUGAGCAACCUCCCUGCCAAGUUUGAGGACAUUAUGCCCAAGUAAGCAAUAGUCAUCACCAGACAAUCAGUUGUGUUUAAUGUCAACGUGACCUGAGCAUGACCAAACUUCCAUCAAGGACUAAGCGGUAGCUACCAGUUUUUCUCAGUCAUUUACUUUGUAGACAAUUGGAUGCUUUGUCACCACAAACUCUUUGAAGUAAGCUUAUACUACUAACAUUAAUACAAAUGAAUGGACACUUCAAAAGUCAAGUACAUUACUUUUCAAAACUUCAAUCUAGGAGGUAAAUUUAUAUCGUGAACAAACAAAUGCUGUCACCUAGGAAUUUGAUUUCAACAUUUUUACUUUAAGAGUUGUUUAUGUUUGUCGCACAAAAAUCGGUAUA
This is a messenger RNA of Mya arenaria, 2813 nucleotides long. RefSeq names its product angiopoietin-1-like. The coding region runs from base 100 to 1503 and encodes 467 amino acids. The record is from RefSeq and is a predicted model, not a curated record. The transcript has a single exon. NCBI's taxonomy places the organism in Eukaryota, Metazoa, Mollusca, Bivalvia, Myida, Myidae.